AUGGCUGGCAAAGCAACUCUGAGCUUCCCCACCGGCGAGAAGUCUACCAUUUCGACCGGACUGUUCAUCGACAACAAGUUUGUUCCUGCACUCGAUGGCAAGACCUUUGGCGUGGUCAACCCAAGCACCGGCGAAGAAAUCGCUCAAGUCUCAGAGGCAUCGGCGAAGGACAUCGAUGUUGCCGUCAAGUCUGCACGCAAAGCCUUCAAGGAGGUGUGGGGAGAAAAGACCCCAGCUUCUCAGCGUGGCAAGAUUUUGAUGAGGCUUGCUGAUCUCGUCGAGCAGAACAACGAUGAGCUGGCUCGCAUCGAGUCGCUUGACAACGGAAAGCCCUUCUCCAUCUCUAGCACUUUCGACGUCCCUUCCGUGGCAGCCAACAUUCGCUACUUUGCAGGAUGGGCGGACAAGAAUCACGGAAAGACCAUCGAGGUGGACACUCAGUCUGACUUCCACUACACUCGUCACGAGCCCAUUGGCGUCUGCGGUCAGAUCAUCCCUUGGAACUUCCCUCUCCUCAUGUUCGCAUGGAAGAUUGCACCCGCGCUUGCCACUGGUAAUACCGUCGUCUUGAAGACUGCCGAGCAGACACCUCUGAGCGCCUUGAAGAUGUGCGAACUGAUCGCAGAGGCUGGCGUGCCACCCGGUGUCCUCAAUGUCGUCUCUGGUUUCGGCCCGGUUGCUGGCGCAGCCAUCGCAUCUCACAUGGACAUCGACAAGGUCGCAUUCACCGGCUCUACCCUUGUUGGUCGCAACAUCAUGAAGGCAGCUGCUUCUUCGAACCUCAAGAAAGUCACUCUGGAGCUCGGUGGCAAGUCGCCCACCAUCGUUUGUGACGACGCUGACCUGGACAAUGCCGUGUCCUGGGCUACAUGCGGUAUCCUGAUGAACUCUGGACAGGUCUGCUGCGCUGGCUCUCGUCUCUUUGUGCAAGACACCAUCUACGACAAGUUCAUGGAGAAGCUGCAGGAGAAGUUCACCAUGAUCAAGGGCAUGACCAAAGAUGGAUUUGCCAAGGACUCCUUCCAAGGCCCCCAGGUAUCUCAGCUUCAAUUCGACCGCAUUAUGGAGCACAUUGAGACUGGUAAGAAGGAGGGCGCCACUCUGAGGCAAGGUGGCAACCGUCACGGCGACAAGGGCUACUUUAUCGAGCCCACGAUCUUCGAAAACGUGCCCGUGGAUGCGAAGAUCAACCGCGAGGAGAUCUUUGGACCUGUUCUGGUCGUCAACAAGUGGAAGGACGAGGAGGAGUUGAUUGCUCGUGCUAACGACACUCUGUACGGCUUGGCAGCUGCUGUGCACACCACGCACAUCCGCAAGGGUAUCGAGAUUGCGCACAAGCUGCAGGCGGGAACUGUCUGGAUCAACCAGCACAACAUGCUCAACCCACAAGUUCCGUUCGGUGGCUUCAAGGCUUCGGGCAUCGGUCGCGAGCUGGGAGAGUAUGCUCUGGCCAAUUACACCAACGUCAAGGCUGUCCACCUGGCCCUCGGCAGACAACCCCCCAUCUAA
Ceraceosorus guamensis is the source of this 1509-nucleotide messenger RNA. RefSeq names its product putative Iad1-indole-3-acetaldehyde dehydrogenase. Bases 1 to 1509 code for a protein of 502 amino acids. The record is from RefSeq and is a predicted model, not a curated record. Gene Ontology annotation, molecular function: aldehyde dehydrogenase (NAD+) activity. The transcript is spliced from 4 exons. Lineage: Eukaryota; Fungi; Basidiomycota; Exobasidiomycetes; Ceraceosorales; Ceraceosoraceae.